CGCUGCUUUAAAUACUUACUGAGAAAUAAUUGAAACUAUUUAUAUUUUAAAUGUUAUUUUUACACAUACCGAAAUAUAUUUUCGGUAACUUGACUUAACUUAAAAACGCGUCACAGUAGUAACAUCACGUUAGUACUGUGACGAAUUUUAAAAGUCGUGUAUUUAUUUUAUUGGGAGAACAUGUGGAUAGACGAAAUUGAGUAAUUUUAGUAUGAAUAUGAAUAUCAAUCGAUUAAUUUCGACGAAAGGAUUAUUAUGUAUAUUAUCUAUGUGCUUAUUAUCAUGCUUGAGAUCAGAAACAGUUAUUCAAGGAGUUAAAGAACUUUUGGACGGUAUCUCCAGCGUUAUGGAUGAUGUGUCAUUUGGAGUGAAACAAGUUCGACAAAGUUUGGAUGCUGUGGAAGAAGUAGUUAAAUAUUCUCAAGGAAAACCUUGCGAAUAUCAAUGCCCUCCAGGAAAAAGACUAAAAAGAAAUAAAAAUUAUAAUCCUGUACCUCAGGGAUGUGGAUCUUAUGGAAUUCAGGUUAUAUUAAAUCUUCCAUUACUAAAAGAUGUUCAUAAGUGCUGUGAUAAACAUGAUAUUUGCUAUGGUACAUGCAUGAGUUCCAAAUUUAAAUGUGAUUCAGAAUUUGAAAAGUGUCUUUAUAAUAAAUGUGAGAAACAAGCCAAACACCUGAAGGAUGAUGUAAGAAAAUGCACUGGAAUUUCCAAGCUGUUUCACAUGGGAGUUCAAGCUCUAGGAUGUAAAGCAUUUUUGGAUUCACAAGCAGAAGCAUGUAUAUGUAGUGAACACGAUGAAUUGUAGAUGUAUAAAGUGUGUUUUUUCUGACAUUUGUUCAAAUUAGUCAAGCCAAAUUAAAAGCAUAAAUUCUAACGGGUAAAAUAAAUAAUUGCUUUCAGUAUAGUUAUAGCUGUGUAUAAAAUUUAAAAAAAUAUAAAAUAUGUGAUAAUUUUAUAGUUUUUA
This is a messenger RNA of Centruroides sculpturatus (bark scorpion), 964 nucleotides long. RefSeq names its product group XIIA secretory phospholipase A2-like (gene GXIVsPLA2). Gene Ontology annotation, molecular function: A2-type glycerophospholipase activity; calcium ion binding. Gene Ontology annotation, biological process: phospholipid metabolic process; lipid catabolic process; arachidonate secretion. The coding region runs from base 212 to 805 and encodes 197 amino acids. Gene Ontology annotation, cellular component: extracellular region. NCBI's taxonomy places the organism in Eukaryota, Metazoa, Arthropoda, Arachnida, Scorpiones, Buthidae. The transcript has 4 exons. The record is from RefSeq and is a predicted model, not a curated record.